CCGAGAUGGCGGUCCCUGGUGUGUGUCUGCUGUGCCUGUUGACGCUCUUCGUCCUCCCAACCCCAUCUCUCGGAGUCAGUAUCCAGUCUGACAUAAUUUCAAGAUGCAACAACGCGACUGGUCCUGCUGAUCAGUGCAGCAUUGUUGGUGACGGAGAUUUCUAUGGACUAGGGGUCAGAAUCGGCAUCUAUGCAUCGUGGUUCGCCUCUUGGGUCAGCAACAGCUUCCUGCUCGACGCACGAGAGAUCUGUCAAUCGCUUGACACCAACGCCAGCUUUUUGUUCGCCAUCGCCGUCGUCGUCGCCACGUACUCCACGUCGGGUAACAUCCGAGUCAUCGACGCGCUGAUCCUCCUGCUCCUGUCGUUCGGUUACCUGCUCAGCGUCAUGACCCUGUGGGGAUACAGGACGAAGCCCGCAAACCGCAAGCACUUCGGCGGCUGGGGCACACAUUUCCGCCUGAUCCUCGUGAACGCGAUAUGCGCGUAUGGCAUUUGGUUCUGGAGUGUCGGCAUGACUGACAAGCUGCCCCAGUGCAACACGAGGGAACAAUGCGGCGGGCUGAAGUUGUGGAUUCUCGUCGAGGUCCCCAUCGCGGGCGCCGGCAUCCGAAAUCUGUUCCUGGCCUUUUCUUGCAUCUGUGGUGCCUUUUAUUUCACCAUGUUCCUUGCCGCCAGUCUUGCUCUUCUGAAGCUCCUGCGGGACAUGAGUGACAGCAACUGGAAGGACUGCCGUGAGCCCUUCAGCUGGAAGCUGCGAGAAAAGAUCGCAAAGGCGGAGCCUUGGCCUCUGAAUCUGCCAAAAUGGACUAGGAUGUCAAUCGCCGGUUUGACGGGUGUGUGGCUUGUCUUUGCCAUCGCGUCGAUAGAGAUGACUCUCAAGAUCAAUCACGUCACGGGCGAUCGUGUCCAGACAUUCAUCGCCACUGCUGGUCAAUUCAUCCCGCUUGUCAUCGGCGGCUGUACCCUUCUUAGGGUCCUCUGGAAAGUGGGGUUAUGGGCGGACUUGGUGGUGGAGAGCCGUUACCACGUUCCUGCCCUGGCUUUGCGUGUUCAAAUGUUGGAGACGCUCUGGCCGAAGGCGUCCGAUGCGAAGAAAGCGUCGCGAAUCGGGUUCCGCAAGCUACAGCUUCUCGAGCUCUACCUCGGAGUCCUAUGGUUCUCGUUCCUCGCCGUCAUCGGAUCGAAGUAG
Cladophialophora immunda is the source of this 1190-nucleotide messenger RNA. RefSeq lists its product as uncharacterized. The transcript is spliced from 3 exons. The record is from RefSeq and is a predicted model, not a curated record. The coding region runs from base 6 to 1190 and encodes 394 amino acids. Lineage: Eukaryota; Fungi; Ascomycota; Eurotiomycetes; Chaetothyriales; Herpotrichiellaceae.